Spinacia oleracea (spinach) is the source of this 1419-nucleotide messenger RNA. RefSeq lists its product as uncharacterized. The transcript has 2 exons. Lineage: Eukaryota; Viridiplantae; Streptophyta; Magnoliopsida; Caryophyllales; Amaranthaceae. Bases 273 to 1094 code for a protein of 273 amino acids. The record is from RefSeq and is a predicted model, not a curated record.
ACACAAAAUAUUUGAAGAUCUUUAUUCUUAUAUUCCAUCUUUUUUUUCCCUCCUUUCUCUCUUCUCCUCACAAUCCUUCCUCCAUCCACAAAUCCAAGAAUCCAAAACCCACAAUCUAAGAAAACCCAAGAUUUUCUUUUUCAUUUCCUUGCAUUCACGUAUUUCUUUAAUAUUUUCUAGACCAAAAAGAAAAACCAUUGAUUCUAAUCAUCUUUAUUACAAUAUUUCUCUCCUAUCUCCUACAGGCCAUAACGACGUGGUUUUGAAUCGUAAUGGCUACCCGACUCAUAUCCUGCUUCGGAAAAUCCGGACGGUCGUCGAAAAGCAAUAAAAACGACGCGGCAGCAACGGCGGACGAGGCGGUGGAGGAGCAAAGGAGAGGAGGAGACGGCCCCGUGUUGGUGGAGCUAUUCUCAUCUCAAGGAUGUAAGACAUCCCCGGAAGCAGAGCUUCUUAUAUCUAGAUUGGGCCGAGGUGAUUUUAAUUUGGAUCGACCCGUUAUUGUAUUGGGCUUCCAUGUGGAUUAUUGGGAUUAUAUGGGUUGGAAGGAUCCAUACGGGUCAAGUCAAUGGACUGUUCGACAAAAGGCGUAUGUUGAGUCUUUACAACUUGAUACCAUGUUUACCCCUCAAAUUGUGGUACAAGGUGGGGCCCAUUGUGUUGGUAAUGAAGAGAGUAAUCUUCUCUCUAAUAUUGCUGCUGCUCCUAGAUUUCCUUCACCUAAUUUUCAGGCAGACAUGAAAAGACCAACAACAGAAACCUUGGAAGUUUCGCUAUCAGGACAAGUUCGGAUGAAGAUAGACCAUCAGGGAGCAGACAUUAUGGUGGCAUUGUACGAGAAUGGUCUAGUCUCAGAUUGCCCAAAGGGUGAAAACAAAGGCCGAGUCCUAUCUAAUGACUUUGUCGUUAGGAGACUCGAAAAGCUAUGCUCCAUCAAAGACACUUCCUCCAAGAAGAACAUCUCUGGGACUAUCAACUUCACGCUAUGGGACAAUUUCAACAGCCACAAGUGUUGUAUGGCUCUGUUUGUACAACAGAACUCCUCCCAUCAUAUCUUUGGUUCUCAGAAAUUCGACCUUCCUAAUGAUCUCUGAUUUUCUAAGACCAACUUCCAUGCCCAUUUUGUUCUUUAAUUUGCUCAUAUUGUGACUAGGAGAUGUGUUGUUUUAAGGAUAUAUUCGAAACAUGAUGAUGAUCCUAAUUCCUAAGCCAUACCAACAGCUGGUUUUGUACAGAGUUUCUAUCAUUUGGGUUUAGACUAUGUUUUAAUAUACCCUUUCCGCCUUUCGGUUGGUUUUGUACCUUUGAUAGUCUGCUGCAUUAUGCUAUGUGCAUAUGUUAAGUACGAAUACAUGAUUUGCGUAUUCAUGUUUAUUUUUCUCCCCAGCUUCUAAUAAUUAGCACUUGUUGUUUUGUUCA